Oncorhynchus mykiss (rainbow trout) is the source of this 1130-nucleotide messenger RNA. Lineage: Eukaryota; Metazoa; Chordata; Actinopteri; Salmoniformes; Salmonidae. The record is from RefSeq and is a predicted model, not a curated record.
UGCAUGUGACAAAUCAAAUUUGAUUUGAAAAUGUGUUAUUUUACAUCUUCACAGACACUGAGAAAUAUUGAAAUUUAUUUGAAAUGUCAUCGAUUACAAAUGACAUGACCUUCCCCUGGACGGGAUUAAAAAAAAUACUAAACCCUCCCCUUGACUGAAAUUGAAAAAGCAUUAUGUAAAUUUCGAUCCAUCCCUUAUUGAAAUGCAUUAUCUUUCUCUUCACUAUGAAACAGGCCAUCAUGGAGCUCCAGUCAGAGAAGCACUUGAAGACCAUUGAUGAGGAGGCGGCGUUACAGCUGGACCACAAUGACAAGUCUCUGUUCGUCUUCAGUAACUUCUCCACCCCAGCCUUCCACCACUGUAAAAAGCUGGGCUGUCGAGUGGUGAGUACACUAGUGGUGCACUUCUGCCUGCAGCACCAGCGCUGUGUGCCCAAAGCAGAGCAACCCGUCUACAACAUGGCCAUGGCUGAUAUCACUAUCUCCUGCACCAGUCUGGACAAGGAGGCUAGGGUGAUGGGAGGGAGGGUCUACUGGGACCUCAACGUGUCCGUCACUCACCUGGUCGCCGGGGAGGUUGGCAGCAAGAAGUACCUGGUGGCCGGCAGCCUGGGUAAGCCCAUCGUACCGCCCACCUGGGUCAGAACCUGCUGGGAGAAAUCACAGGACAGGUGGUGUGGUGCUGGACAAGCAGUGCUUUGACCCCAGCUGCUCCCACAUCAUUGAGAAGGAAUGAGAAGUACCUGGCAGCCAUGGCCGUGGGGAAGUGGAUCCUGCACCGCUCCUACCUGGAGGCCUGUCGCUCCGUGGGACACUUCAUCCAGGUCACGAUCUGGCCGUUAGUGCAUCAGACCACAACAUGCCAAUAUUUCUUCCACAUGCUUCUAGGCCCAGCUUGUUUUAUUAAACCUUAAUUUAACCAGGAAGUCCCGAUGAGAUCAGAAGACAUAUUUCACAAGGGAGACCUGGCCAAGAAGGACAACUCAGUAAAAAAACAUUUGGUUUAUAUAUCUUGACUGUGUGUUCUUUUGACCAUGCUGGACAUUUAUGAACAUUAUAACAGAACAUGGCCAAGAUGUUCAAAUCUCCACCCGGCACAGCCAGAAGAGGACCGACCACCCCUCAUAGCCU